CACAUGCCCCGUUUGCUGCCUGCGCCUCUCCACAAAGACUACCAAAUCCUGUAGAAUUGAACUUAAUCAUCUCCUGACAAAAGAAUGCAAUUUCAACUGACCCUUUUUUUGCACCUUGGGUGGCUCAUUUACUCAAAAGCUCAAGAUGACUGCAACAGGGGUGCCUGUCAUCCCACCACCGGCGAUCUCCUGGUGGGUAGGAACACACAGCUUAUGGCUUCUUCUACCUGUGGGCUGAGCAGAGCCCAGAAAUACUGCAUCCUCAGUUACCUGGAGGGGGAACAAAAAUGCUUCAUCUGUGACUCUAGAUUUCCAUAUGAUCCAUACGCCCAACCCAAUAGCCACACCAUUGAGAAUGUCAUUGUAAGUUUUGAACCAGACAGAGAAAAGAAAUGGUGGCAGUCUGAAAAUGGUCUUGAUCAUGUCAGCAUCAGACUGGACUUAGAGGCAUUAUUUCGGUUCAGCCACCUUAUCUUGACCUUUAAGACUUUUCGGCCUGCUGCAAUGUUAGUUGAACGUUCCACAGACUAUGGACACACCUGGAAAGUGUUCAAAUAUUUUGCAAAAGACUGUGCCACUUCCUUUCCUAACAUCACACCUGGCCAGGCCCAGGGAGUGGGAGACAUUGUUUGUGACUCCAAAUACUCGGAUAUUGAACCCUCAACAGGUGGAGAGGUUGUUUUGAAAGUUUUGGAUCCCAGUUUUGAAAUUGAAAACCCUUAUAGCCCCUACAUCCAAGACCUUGUGACAUUGACAAACCUGAGGAUAAACUUUACCAAGCUCCACACCCUUGGGGAUACUUUGCUUGGAAGGAGGCAAAAUGAUUCCCUUGAUAAAUACUACUAUGCUCUGUACGAGAUGGUUGUUCGGGGAAGCUGCUUUUGCAAUGGCCAUGCUAGCGAAUGUCGCCCUAUGCAGAAGGUGCGGGGAGAUGUUUUCAGCCCUCCUGGAAUGGUUCACGGUCAGUGUGUCUGUCAGCACAAUACAGAUGGUCCAAACUGUGAGAGAUGCAAGGACUUCUUCCAGGAUGCUCCUUGGAGGCCAGCUGCAGACCUCCAGGACAACGCUUGCAGAUCGUGCAGCUGUAACAGCCACUCCAGCCGCUGUCACUUCGACAUGACUAUGUACCUGGCAAGCGGUGGCCUCAGCGGGGGCGUGUGUGAAGACUGCCAGCACAACACUGAGGGGCAGCACUGCGACCGCUGCAGGCCCCUCUUCUACAGGGACCCCCUCAAGACCAUCUCGGAUCCCUACGCGUGCAUUCCUUGUGAAUGUGACCCUGAUGGGACCAUAUCUGGUGGUAUUUGUGUGAGCCACUCUGAUCCUGCCUUAGGGUCUGUGGCUGGCCAGUGCCUUUGUAAAGAAAACGUGGAAGGAGCCAAAUGCGACCAGUGCAAGCCCAACCACUACGGACUGAGCGCCACUGACCCCUUGGGCUGCCAGCCCUGCGACUGUAACCCCCUUGGGAGUCUGCCACUCUUGACCUGUGAUGUGGAUACAGGCCAAUGCUUGUGCCUGUCAUAUGUCACCGGAGCACACUGCGAAGAAUGCACUGUUGGAUACUGGGGCCUGGGAAAUCAUCUCCAUGGGUGUUCUCCCUGUGACUGUGAUAUUGGAGGUGCUUAUUCUAACAUGUGUUCACCCAAGAAUGGGCAGUGUGAAUGCCGCCCACAUGUCACUGGCCGUAGCUGCUCUGAACCAGCCCCUGGCUACUUCUUUGCUCCUUUGAAUUUCUAUCUCUACGAGGCAGAGGAAGCCACGCCACUCCAAGGACUGGCGCCUUUGGGCUCAGAAACUUUUGGCCAGAGUCCUGCUGUUCACAUUGUUUUAGGAGAGCCAGUUCCUGGGAACCCUGUUACAUGGACUGGACCUGGAUUUGCCAGGGUUCUCCCUGGGGCUGGCUUGAGAUUUGCUGUCAACAACAUUCCCUUUCCUGUGGACUUCACCAUUGCCAUUCGCUAUGAAACCCAGUCUGCAGCUGACUGGACUGUCCAGAUCGUGGUGAACCCCUCUCGAGGGAGUGAGCACUGCGCACCCAAGACUUCACAGUCAAAGCCUCAGUCUUUUGCCUUACCAGCGGCUACCAGAAUCAUGCUGCUUCCCACACCCAUCUGUUUAGAACCAGAUGUACAAUAUUUCAUAGACGUCUAUUUUUCUCAGCCUUUGGAAAGAGAGUCCUACACUCAUUCACACGUCCUGGUGGACUCCCUUGGCCUUAUUCCCCAAAUCAAUUCAUUGGAGAAUUUCUGCAGCAAGCAGGACUUAGAUGAGUAUCAGCUUCACAACUGUGUUGAAAUUGCCUCAGCAAUGGGACCUCAAGUGCUCCCGGGUGCCUGUGAAAGGCUGAUCAUCAGCAUGUCCGCCAAGCUGCAUGAUGGGGCUGUGGCCUGCAAGUGUCACCCCCAGGGCUCAGUCGGAUCCAGCUGUAGUCGACUUGGAGGCCAGUGCCAGUGUAAAUCUCUUGUGGUCGGGCGCUGCUGUGAUAGGUGCUCACCUGGAAGCUAUGGUUUGGGGCAUCAUGGCUGUCACCCAUGUCACUGCCAUCCUCAAGGAUCAAAGGACACUGUGUGUGACCUAGUAACAGGACAGUGCCCCUGCCAUGGAGAGGUGUCUGGCCGCCGCUGUGAUCGCUGCCUGGCAGGCUACUUUGGAUUUCCCAGCUGCCACUCUUGCCCUUGUAAUGGGUUUGCUGAACUUUGUGAUCCUGAGACGGGGUCAUGCUUCAAUUGUGGAGGCUUUACAACUGGCAGAAACUGUGAAAGGUGUAUUGAUGGUUACUAUGGAAAUCCUUCUUCAGGACAGCCCUGUCGUCCUUGCCUGUGUCCGGAUGAUCCCUCAAGCAAUCAGUAUUUUGCCCAUUCCUGUUAUCAGAAUCUGUGGAGCUCAGAUGUAAUCUGCAAUUGUCUUCAAGGUUAUACAGGUACUCAGUGUGGAGAAUGCUCUACUGGUUUCUAUGGAAAUCCAAGAAUUUCAGGAGCACCUUGCCAACCAUGUCCCUGCAACAACAAUAUAGAUGUAACCGAUCCAGAGUCCUGCAGCCGGGUAACAGGGGAGUGCCUUCGAUGUUUGCACAACACUCAGGGUACAAACUGCCAGCUCUGCAAACCAGGUCACUAUGGAUCAGCCCUCAAUCAGACCUGCAGAAGAUGCUCCUGCCAUGCUUCUGGUGUGAGUCCCGCGGAGUGUCCCCCUGGUGGGGGAGCUUGCCUCUGUGACCCUGUCACUGGUGCAUGCCCUUGUCUGCCGAAUGUCACAGGUCUGGCCUGUGAUCGUUGUGCUGAUGGAUACUGGAAUCUGGUCCCUGGCAGAGGAUGUCAGUCAUGUGACUGUGACCCUAGGACCUCUCAAAGUAGCCACUGUGACCAGGCAAGAUACUUUAAAACUUACUAUGCAUUUAAACAGGAUUGGCCUUGCAGGGGAUGGAGUCAGCCUCUAUCAAGGAAUGAAAACCAAAAAAAGAGAAUGAGCAUCUCAAAGCUCAGCUUCGCCUACUUCAGUUUUCUCUCUGUGACUGAGGAAGUCAGAAUUCAUACACAAUGGAACACAGACAUCAACCUCACCUUUCACUAUUUCAUACGUACUCAGUGUGGAGAAUGCUCUACUGGUUUCUAUGGAAAUCCAAGAAUUUCAGGAGCACCUUGCCAACCAUGUCCCUGCAACAACAAUAUAGAUGUAACCGAUCCAGAGUCCUGCAGCCGGGUAACAGGGGAGUGCCUUCGAUGUUUGCACAACACUCAGGGUACAAACUGCCAGCUCUGCAAACCAGGUCACUAUGGAUCAGCCCUCAAUCAGACCUGCAGAAGAUGCUCCUGCCAUGCUUCUGGUGUGAGUCCCGCGGAGUGUCCCCCUGGUGGGGGAGCUUGCCUCUGUGACCCUGUCACUGGUGCAUGCCCUUGUCUGCCGAAUGUCACAGGCCUGGCCUGUGAUCGUUGUGCUGAUGGAUACUGGAAUCUGGUCCCUGGCAGAGGAUCAUGUGAUUGCAACAGGGUGGGUACCCAGAAGCCCAUCUGUGAUCCAGACACAGGCAUGUGUCGCUGCCGGGAGGGUGUCAGCGGCCAGAGAUGUGAUCGCUGUGCCCGGGGUCACAGCCAGGAAUUCCCUACUUGUCUUCAGUGUCACUUGUGCUUUGAUCAAUGGGAUCACACCAUUUCUUCCCUCUCCAAAGCGGUGCAAGGGUUAAUGAGACUGGCUGCUAACAUGGAAGAUAAAAGAGAGACCCUGCCUGUCUGUAAGGCAGACUUCAAAGGCCUCAGAGAGAACGUGUCUGAAAUAGAAAGGAUUUUGAAACAUCCUGUUUUCCCAUCUGGGAAAUUCUUAAAAGUCAAGGAUUAUCAUGACUCUGUUAGAAAACAAAUCAUGCAGCUAAAUGAACAAUUGAAAGCAGUGUAUGAAUUUCAAGAUCUGAAACAUACAAUAGAAAGAGCAAAGAAUGAAGCAGACCUCUUACUUGAAGAUCUUCAGAAAGAAAUUGAUUUGCAAUUCAGUGUCCUUAAUGCAAGCAUCGUGGACUCCUCAGAAAACAUCAAGAAAUAUUAUCACAUAUCAUCAUCUGCUGAAAAGAAAAUUAAUGAAACUAGUUCUACCAUUAAUACCUCUGCAAAUACCAGGAAUGACUUUCUUACCAUCUUAAAUACAUUAACCUCCAAAGGAAACUUGUCAUUGGAAAAAUUAAAGCAGAUUAAGAUACCAGAUAUCCAAAUAUUGAAUGAAAAGGUGUGUGGAGAUCCAGGAAAUGUGCCAUGUGUUGUGCCCUUGCCCUGUGGCGGUGCUGUCUGCAUGGGCCAGGAAGGGCACAGGAAGUGUGGGGGUGCCGGCUGUCAUGGCUCCCUGACCCUCUCAACGAAUGCCCUCCAAAAAGCCCAGGAAGCAAAAUCUGUUAUUCGUAAUUUAGACAAACAGGUUCAUGGGUUGAAGAAUCAGAUCAAAAAUAUAAGUAAACUGGCAGAAGUCUCCAAAAACAAUGCCUUACAGCUAAGGGAAAAACUGGGAAAUACAAGAAACCAAAGUGACUCUGAAGAAGAAAAACUCAAUCUUUUCAUCAAAAAAGUGAAAAACUUUUUGUUAGAGGAAAACGUGCCUCCAGAAGACAUCGAGAAGGUUGCAAAUGGUGUACUUGACAUUCACCUACCAAUUCCAUCCCAAAAUCUAACGGAUGAAGUUAACAAAAUACAGAAACUUAUGCAACUCUGUAAGGAUUACAGGUCAGAUGAAAACAGGCUAAGUGAAGAAGCAGAUGGAGCCCAAAAGCUUCUGGUGAAGGCUAAAGCAGCUGAGAAAGCAGCAAAUGUUCUAUUAAAUCUUGACAAAACAUUGAACCAGUUGCAACAAGCUCAAAUCACUCAUGGACGGGCAAACUCUACCAUUACACAGCUGACUGCCAAUAUAACAAAAAUAAAAAAGAAUGUGCUGCAGGCUGAAAAUCAAACCAGGGAAAUGAAGAAUGAGCUGGAGUCAGCAAAGCAGCGAUCAGGGCUGGAGGAUGGACUUGCCCUGCUGCAGACCAAGUUGCAAAGGCAUGAAGACCACGCUGUCAAUGUGAAAGUUCAGGCUGAAUCUGCCCAACACCAGGCUGGGAGUCUUGAGAAGGAAUUUGUUGAGCUGAAAAAACAAUAUGCUAUGCUCCAGCAUAAGACAAGCACUACAGGACUAACAAAGGAAACAUUAGGAAAAGUUAAACAGCUAAAAGAUGCUGCAGAAAAAUUGGCUGGAGAUACAGAGGACAAGAUAAGAAGAAUAACAGAUUUAGAAAGGAAAAUCCAAGAUUUGAAUCUAAGUAGACAAGCAAAAGCUGAUCAACUGAGAAUAUUGGAAGAUCAAGUUGUUGCCAUUAAAAAUGAAAUCGUUGAACAAGAAAAAAAAUAUGCUACGUGCUAUAGCUAGGCAGAGUUAAAGUGCAAAAGCUUGUGCCUUUGUUUCUGGUUUCUGAUGUACAAGCCCAUGGGGCUCUGUUGAACCUGUGAAAUACUGAGAAUGUCUUCUACCUUCCUUCCCCACAGCCUGUCCUUAUUACACACCUGCUCAGUGUGGUUGGAGGUUGAAAUGCCACCAGGAAAAUGCCACUUCAUAACUGAAAGGGGAAAGUAAUGAGAUUGUCUCUGGUUUCAGAAACCUUUCCUCUUGCCUUCCUUUCUCUUUCCUAACUUAAAAAUAACAGGUUCCAUAUAACAAGUAGAAAUUUAAGUAAGUACUCUACUUACUAAUAAUCAUUUCAGUCAAAUAAACCUAAACAUUAAAUAAAUAUCUCCAAUACUAGGAUGGAAUACAUAUGGAUGGCAUGUACUAGAUUGCCCUAGAUUUUAUGUUUAUUUGGAUUUACUUUUAUUUGCAAAACUAUUCUUUUGUGAAUAAACUGCAUA
Messenger RNA from Mandrillus leucophaeus (drill), 6356 nucleotides. RefSeq names its product laminin, beta 4 (gene LAMB4). The coding region runs from base 85 to 5880 and encodes 1931 amino acids. The transcript has 36 exons. The record is from RefSeq and is a predicted model, not a curated record. Gene Ontology annotation, molecular function: extracellular matrix structural constituent. Gene Ontology annotation, cellular component: laminin trimer. Gene Ontology annotation, biological process: cell migration; basement membrane assembly; substrate adhesion-dependent cell spreading. Lineage: Eukaryota; Metazoa; Chordata; Mammalia; Primates; Cercopithecidae.